UUUCAGCGAUUUUCCCUGCUGUAAUGUUGAACGUCCUUUGCGUGGAUAUGUUGUGUAGCUAAGGUUAAGAACAACGAUAGUGACUUUUCCCAAACAUGUUAGAUGGUUUGUGUAGCCUUAUAUCACAGCCUCUUUUCAGUCAAGUGAAUUUAAGAUGUCUGUCAAUCUUUGUAUUUUAGCCCUUUCUCGCAUACCUAUCAAACACAGAGUGCGGAACGUUACAGCCCCUCUAUCAGCAACUGUUCACAGACUCUGGACUACUCACCCUGUAAAUUAUGUACAAGAAAAUGGAUUGUUGGGAGGUUCUCAGAAACGGAAUGUAUCAUCGAAUAGUUCAUCACGUCCCCCAGAUACCUCGUUAUUUGUGCCCAUCAGUGUAAAAGGUGAAACGGAUGGGGAUGGAUCAAUUGGACUUGAAUUGACUCAACCACUGGAUAAAGGUGAACUUUUGAAGGUUCUAAACAAAUUCUACAAAAAGAAAGAGAUUCAGAAACUUGCUGCUGACCAGGGUUUGGAUGCUCGACUCUUUCACCAGGCUUUCAUCAGUUUCAGGAAGUACGUCUUGGAAAUGACCGCGAUUACUGCAGAUCUGCACAUCAUUCUGCACGACAUCUGCUGUGGAGCAGGACAUGUCGAUGAUGUAUACCCAUACUUCAUUAGACAUGCUAAACAGAUAUUUCCCAUGUUGGACUGCAUGGAUGACUUGCGCAAGAUCAGUGACUUGCGUGUUCCAGCCAACUGGUAUCCUGAGGCAAGAGCAAUCGACAGAAAAAUCAUCUUCCACGCUGGCCCAACAAACAGUGGGAAAACCUAUCAUGCCAUUCAGAGAUACCAUAAAGCCAAGUCGGGUGUCUACUGUGGGCCAUUAAAACUGCUCGCUCAUGAAAUCGCCGAAAAGACCAAUAAUGCUGGCGUGCCUUGCGACCUGGUGACUGGAGAGGAGCGAAACUUUGUCGACCCAGACGGUAAACCGGCCAAUCACGUGGCCUGUACCAUCGAAAUGUGCAGCGUCAAUACCCCCUACGAGGUGGCCGUGAUUGAUGAGAUUCAGAUGAUCAAAGAUCUGUCUCGAGGAUGGGCAUGGACCAGAGCGCUGUUGGGAUUGUGUGCUGAAGAGAUCCAUGUGUGUGGAGAGCCCGCAGCCAUCAACUUCAUCAAGGAGCUGAUGUACACCACAGGUGAAGAAGUGGAGGUUCAUCACUACAAAAGACUGACGCCGUUUUCCAUUCUGGACCAAGCAGUGGAGUCGCUGGACAACCUGCAGCCUGGAGACUGCAUUGUGUGCUUCAGUAAAAACGACAUCUACUCCAUCAGCAGGCAGAUUGAGCUGAGGAGUCAGGAGUGUGCUGUCAUCUAUGGCAGCCUUCCCCCUGGCACAAAGUUAGCCCAAGCCAAGAAGUUCAAUGACCCAGAUGACCCCUGCAAGAUCCUUGUUGCUACAGAUGCUAUAGGCAUGGGAUUAAAUCUGAGCAUCAAGCGCGUCAUCUUCAACUCUCUGGUGAAGCCCACCAUGAAUGAGAAGGGGGAGAGGGAGAUGGACACCAUCUCCACCUCGCAGGCGCUGCAGAUCGCGGGGCGUGCCGGACGCUUCAGCUCCGUCUACAGCAAGGGCGAGGUCACCACCAUGAGCCGCGACGACCUGCCCAUCCUCAAGGAGAUACUGGCCCAGGCUGUUGAACCUAUAGAGACGGGAGGUUUGCAUCCCACCGCAGAGCAGAUUGAGAUGUUUGCGUAUCACCUCCCGGAUGCGACUCUGGCCAAUCUGCUUGAUAUAUUUGUCAGCCUGUCACAAGUAGAUGGACUAUAUUUUGUCUGCAACGUUGAUGACUUCAAGUUCCUGGCUGACAUGAUUCAGCACAUUCCGUUAAACCUGCGCUCGCGCUACGUCUUCUGCACGGCCCCCAUCAACAGGAAACAGCCGUUCCUCUGCACCUCCUUCCUCAAGUUCGCCAGACAGUUCAGUCGGAACGAGCCGCUGACCUUUGGUUGGGUGUGUCGGCAAGUCAGCUGGCCCCUGGCCGCGCCCAAAAACAUCAAGGACCUGGUGCACCUGGAGGCCGUGCAUGACGUGCUGGACCUCUACCUGUGGCUCAGCUACCGCUUCAUGGACAUGUUCCCCGACGCCAACCAGGUGCGUGAGGUGCAGAAGGAGCUGGACUCCAUCAUCCAGGAGGGCGUCCGCAGCAUCACCCGCCUCAUCAGGGCCUCGGACUCCCAGGCCAUGCUGGGACUGACCACCGGCACCGGCACCGGUACCGGCACCGGCCCAAACGGCGCCCAGAACUCCCAAAAUGAGAUGACGGGCCCCAGAGGCCGGGGCGCCAAGUCCACGAACCACAAGAGCCCGCCUGCGCCGGGGAGACUGGACAAGUCCCUGAGCUCCAAGCUGGUUCAGGAUGGACUGCUCACGCCAGAGCUUUUAGAGCAACUGCAGAGAGAGUGGGCUAAGAGAUUGAGCCACAAUGCCGACAAUGCCACAGGGAAGAAUAGGAAGAAAAAGAAGUGACCUCUGAGUGACCUCUGUCAAAUCAGACUGGGAUGCUCCAGCUGAACACUGUGUGUGCAUAUGCGUGAAUGCGUGUCUGUACGAUGCUUUAAAAGCUAAAUAUAUCUUAGAGCCGUCCUCAGAUGUUUUUGUUUUUUUUCACGUCUUAGGGGCUACGGUGAAUGCUCGAAACAGCAUAAAUGAGCAUAUAUGAUCAUGGUAAAGAGAAACACUGAGGUCCCAUCGUGUGAUAGAUUCUGCACAUAAAGGAAGGUUCCCCUGCUUGGUCCUGUUUAAAGUCAUCGGCAUACAGUAGAAGGUACUAUUUUCUGUGAAGUCUCGUUCUCUUAAGAGGCAAAAAGCGCUUAUGUGACCCCCAUCAGCUGUGAGAAUGGACGUCAGGGCACACGUCCACAAGAACAGGACACUAGUCUCAAAAUAAGUGGACAUUUGGGUAGUUUUUGUGAUAAAAAAAAAACACACCAGUGCCACCAAACACCAUUCAUAGUUUUAUACAAUUAAAUAUCCUUUUUGUAAACUGGGCUAACUGACAGAUUAUGCAUUGACGCUGUAUAAUAAAAUCGUAAACCCAU
Molecule: messenger RNA, 3078 nt
Organism: Sardina pilchardus (European sardine)
Lineage: Eukaryota; Metazoa; Chordata; Actinopteri; Clupeiformes; Clupeidae
Gene: supv3l1
Product: SUV3-like helicase
Exons: 15
Coding region: 155-2506 (783 amino acids)
Biological process (GO): mitochondrial RNA 3'-end processing; RNA catabolic process
Cellular component (GO): mitochondrial degradosome
Molecular function (GO): RNA helicase activity; hydrolase activity, acting on acid anhydrides; ATP binding
Source: RefSeq, a predicted model, not a curated record